Messenger RNA from Leptopilina heterotoma, 2461 nucleotides. Its product is annotated as major facilitator superfamily domain-containing protein 12-like. The record is from RefSeq and is a predicted model, not a curated record. The coding region runs from base 673 to 2088 and encodes 471 amino acids. Gene Ontology annotation, cellular component: membrane. The transcript has 9 exons. Gene Ontology annotation, biological process: carbohydrate transport. NCBI's taxonomy places the organism in Eukaryota, Metazoa, Arthropoda, Insecta, Hymenoptera, Figitidae. Gene Ontology annotation, molecular function: symporter activity.
AGCAUGUUUUCAAAAAGUAUUUUUUAACAACACAUUGUGCAAGAUACUUUCUCUUUAAAAAUUAAAGACAAAACUUGUUGAUAUUUCACAAGUUUUUGACGAAAAAUGUUUUAUAAUUAAAGUUAAGUGAUGAGUGAGAAAUGGAGUGAAUUACAGUAUUAAACAAAUCUUGUGUUAACGCGCAGUGAAACUUAACGAAAACAUAACCUCACAUUUUUGUUUUGUUUACGUUUUUAGAAAUCGUCAGACUGCGAGUUGAUUUCUAUAUGUAUUGGAUUCCAGCUUGUAGAUUUACAAAGAGCACAAUAUAGUGAAUAUUGAGUUAUUAAAAAAAAGUAUUAUUUUAUUACUAAUUUUUUAAAAAUGCAAUUAUCGGAGUUCAAUAGACCAACAUUAUAGUGACUAAUAGCCGCGUGCUGAUAUGAAAAGAGGAGGAUAAUAUUAUCUUGAAACAACUCUUCCUCUUUACAAUUGUGUCAAUACAUGAAUACUUUAUAAAUACUGUGAAGUAAUAUCUUAAAGAAUUUGAAAAGAGAAUAAUUUAUUUGCAUUGAGAGAAAAGGGAAAAGAGCUCAAAUCAUUUUCCUCCUGUACAAAGGAAGCACAAAUUCAAAGGAAAUUUUGUACGCACUUGUAUCAGUAUUAUUAUAGCAAAGGAAAAGAGUAAUUAUAAUGGAACCUGAUCAUGAAACGGUGACAAGAGAUUAUACGGAAGUAAUUAGAAGACUUUCGUGGCCAAUUAAAUUAGGAUAUGGCACAGGGCAUGUCCUCAACGAUAUUUGUGCCUCUAUGUGGUUUUCCUACCUGUUGGUGUAUUUUCACCUAGUUUUAGGCUUCAGUCCUCUAAUGGCUGGUGUUAUUUUAUUAAUUGGACAGGUCGCAGACGCUCUGGCAACACCUUUUGUCGGUUAUCAUUCUGAUAAUUCCGCUGAUUUCUGGUUAUGUCGCUAUGGAAAAAGAAAAACAUGGCAUUUAUUAGGGACAUUUUGCGUGGUUUUUGCUUUUCCAUUUAUAUUUUCGCCUUGCAUUGGAUGUAAAAAUGCCCAUGAAUGGUCACAAUUAAUUUACUACGCGGCAUUUGUGGUGAUUUUUCAAUUUGGAUGGGCUUCUGUGCAAAUUUCUCAUUUAUCCUUAAUUCCCGAUUUGACACCAACGGAACAUGAGAGAACAGAACUUACUGCUAUAAGAUACAGUUUCACUGUUUUUGCAAAUGUUCUCGUUUAUUGCAUAUUUUGGGCAGUAUUACACGUGACUAGUGAAGAUUCAGCUACCAAUCAAAUUGGACCAAAAGAUGUGUCUAAUUUUCAAACGAUUGUAAAUAUUGGAAUUGCCGUUGGUGUUAUUGCAUCGGCAAUAUUUCAUAUUGUUGUUAAAGAAGAAACUUCAGGAGCAGUUACUGGUGCUUCGCAACAAAGAACUCGUUCUAUUUCAGAACUUUUCAAAGAUUUACAAUUGUAUAAAGUUGCUGCUUUAUACAUGUCAACGCGAUUAUUUUUAAAUUUAACACAAAUUUAUGUGCCAUUGUAUUUACAUGAGACACUACAUAUGGCUGCAACGUCUUUAGCUAUAAUUCCAUUAAUUAUGUACCUGAGUAGCUUUAAAGCCUCAUUGAUUGUCAAGUAUUUAAAUAGCAAAUUUGGAAGAAAAAUUGCCUACACGAUUGGCGUUGUUCUCGCUCUGUUUGCCUGUGGGGCAAUUAAAUUUGGACACGGGGAUUUCUUUGUUUCGUAUGGAAUUUAUCCGGUCUCGCUUAUGUUGGGAAGUGCGGGAUCUUUUAUGCUUGUGACGAGUCUAGGCAUAACUGCAGAUUACAUUGGAGAAAAAGCAGAAGGUGGUGCAUUUAUUUACGGCCUCAUGAGUUUUACAGAUAAAUUAAGCAAUGGUUUGGUUGUCAUUGUCAUACAAUUUUUGAAGCAUAAGGGACAAAGUCCAGAUUAUUAUUGUAAUAUUCUAACUUUCGUUUGUGGAGGAUCGGCCCUUUUCGCCCUAAUUAUAUUACUUUUCAUCAAACCGUUUCAACAAUAUUCUGCUUACAGAAAUAUUAAUCAAGAAACUCUCGAUGACGACAAUACAACGAUACAAAGUUAAUCAGCUUUAAUCAAAAUAAUUAUUUAAACAAAAUAUCUAUUAUUUCGUUUUAAAAAUCAAAUUCAAAUUUCAGCAUUGAAUGCUCGAAAAUUAAUGAAGCUGGCUUCAAAAUAAUUUUUAUAGAUAAGUUCUUUAAAAAAAGAGAAUAUUUUUUAUUAAUAAUGAUGAUGAUGAUGAAAAGCAUAUUUCAAUCACAUUUUAAGACGCAAUUUCUAAGACCUACAUCUUCAGAAGAAAUACUUAUUAAAAUCUUGGAAAGUUUGUAAAAAAAAUGUGAAAAAUAGAUUUUAGUUUGUUUUUUAAGAAAAAAACAAUUGUUUUAUAUAAAAUAUUAAUUUAUAUUCCGUAUGAGAAUAAAUUAAUUUUAUUUCCA